UUGAAGAACCCAGAAGAAGAAUAUAAAAAAGAUGGCAACUUUUUGAAAGGAAUAAAUCAAGAAGAACUUUCCAACUUUAUUAUUUUAUGUUUUCGUCAGGAGGGAAGAAACUGUCAAACCGGUUGCAAGUUGCCAACAUUCCUUCCUUCUCUGUCAAAUCUUCGUGGCAGAAUUAUUUAUUCAACAAUCGCUGAGAAGCCCCUUCCUUCGACUUCGUUGAAACGGUGAAGAAAAGAAAUGGUCGGCCAUCUGCUCCACGACUUGACGGCAUCUGCCAUUUUCAUUCCCCAACUAAUCCGGCGGUCAAACCACGGUACGCGCAUUCCUUUUCAUAUAAUUGCAGACCCAUUUUGCUGUAAUCCCCAAUUCUUCAUACCCAAAUCUCUUUCUUCAUUCGGAUCCAGAAUGAUGGACAAAAUGGCGUUGUACGAGAAGGUGUUCAAGCAGGUCGACGGAGAUGGCGAUGGGAAGCUGUCUCCAUUGGAGCUGCAGCGGUGUAUGGCUGGCGUCGGGGGUAGUUUGACGCUGGAGGAAGCGGAGAUGGUGGUGGAGAAUUUGGAUACGGACGGCGAUGGGUUGAUGGGGUGGGGUGAAUUUGUUGCGUUUGUGGAAGGAGUGGGAGAGGAAGAGAAAGUGAGUGAUUUGAAGGAGGCGUUUAGGAUGUAUGAAAUGGAUGGUUGUGGGUUCAUAACGACCAAGAGUUUGAAGAGGAUGUUGAGUAGGCUUGGGGAAUCAAGGAGCAUUGAGGAAUGCAACAAAAUGAUUGCUAAAUUUGAUCUCAAUUCUGAUGGUGUUCUUAACUUUGAUGAGUUCAUGUUCAUGAUGUCUUGAUUUUGUUUUUUUUGUUUUUUUUUGUUUUUUUUUUUCUCUCCUGAACUUUGAUGAGUUCAGCAGCUGUAAUAAUACGAUUACUCCUUUUCUUGUUCUGCUUCAAUGCUUUGCAUUCUCCU
Cucurbita pepo subsp. pepo (vegetable marrow) is the source of this 950-nucleotide messenger RNA. NCBI's taxonomy places the organism in Eukaryota, Viridiplantae, Streptophyta, Magnoliopsida, Cucurbitales, Cucurbitaceae. The record is from RefSeq and is a predicted model, not a curated record.